Messenger RNA from Mercenaria mercenaria, 679 nucleotides. RefSeq lists its product as uncharacterized. Lineage: Eukaryota; Metazoa; Mollusca; Bivalvia; Venerida; Veneridae. The transcript has 4 exons. Bases 21 to 659 code for a protein of 212 amino acids. The record is from RefSeq and is a predicted model, not a curated record.
GAACACCUAACAGACAGACGAUGGGUGCAUGCGAAGUCAUAUGUGAAAUUUGUUGCUUCAUCAUUUUCCCGUCAUUCAUUCUGCAGUCAGUUGGAUUGUUCUCUCCAGAAUGGGUAUCUACUUCAGCAUGUGAUUCUGUCGGGUUGAUAUAUAGCUGUUGCACGGGGACAAACAACAACUCCUGUAGUAAUACCAAUGGGGGAGAUGAACUUGACGUUCGGGUUCUUGGUCUCGAGGCCACAUCCUUUGCUAUGAUGUUUCUAGCAGUGUUAGGAAUAAGCUGUGGGACCUGUUGCAACAGUGACGAUGACAAGACAGGAUGGUGUGGAACUUUGGGAGGCUGCUGUUUUAUCCUAUUACCUGUUGCGGGUCUUUUCAGUUUCAUUGGUUGUAUGAUCAUAGCGGCCAAUUAUUCAACGUCUCAGCUCGGAUGGUCGUUCUACCUCUGCCUGACUUCUGGGUGCUUCAUUAUACUUUUGACCAUAAUCAUGUGCUGUUGCCUGCGUAAACUCAUGAAGGAUGAUGACGAUAUACCUUCGAGGCAUCAGCCAUCUUCAAGUAGAGUUAUGCCAUACGAAGGUGGUGGUGCAGCAGCGCCGUACGGAGGAGCGCGUGUUGCCGUGGCUCAAGUCGAACAGCAAGCAGUAAUUCAUGAUUAAGACAGUGGGAGUUUGUUUGU